CCAUGGCCGUACCCAUUGCAGUUCUUGACUGCGACCUCCUGCUCUAUGGCCGCGGACACAGGACUUUGGAUCGCUUCAAGCUGGAGGAUGUCACGGAUGAGUAUCUAGUAUCCACGUACGGCUUUCCCCGACAGUUCAUUUACUACCUGGUGGAUCUCCUGGGAGCCAGUCUCUCUCGCCCUACGCAGCGGUCCAGGGCCAUCAGUCCGGAGACGCAGAUACUUGCUGCACUGGGUUUCUAUACCUCCGGCUCCUUCCAGACUCGCAUGGGGGAUGCUAUUGGCAUCAGUCAAGCCUCCAUGAGCCGCUGCGUUGCCAAUGUAACCGAGGCAUUGGUGGAAAGAGCAUCACAGUUUAUUCACUUUCCUGAGGAUGAAGCUACCGUUCAGAGCCUGAAGGAUGACUUUUAUGGGCUGGCAGGCAUGCCGGGAGUGCUGGGGGUGGUUGACUGCACCCAUGUGGCAAUCAAAGCGCCAAAUGCUGAGGACCUGUCCUACGUGAACCGAAAGGGUCUCCAUUCUCUGAACUGCCUGAUGGUGUGUGAUGCCAGAGGAGUCCUCCUGAGCGCAGAAACGCACUGGCCAGGCAGCCUACCCGACUGCACGGUGUUACAGCAAGCAGCCCUUACAAGCCAAUUUGAAACCGAGCUACAUAAAGACGGCUGGCUACUUGGUGACAGCUCCUUCUUUCUCCGCACGUGGUUGAUGACCCCUCUGCAUAUCCCCGAGACACCUGCAGAAUAUCGUUAUAACAUGGCGCAUUCUGCCACUCACAAUGUCAUUGAGCGGACGUUCAGAACCAUUCGGUCGCGUUUCCGCUGCCUGGAUGGGUCCAAAGGCACCCUGCAGUAUUCUCCAGAGAAAUCCAGCCACAUCAUUCUGGCCUGCUGUGUGCUCCAUAACAUCUCCCUGAAACACGGGCUGGAUGUGUGGUCUUCCCCAGCCACAGGACACAUGGAACAACCGGAAGAAGAGUAUGAGCAAAUGGAAUCAAUGGACUCAGAAGCCUGUCGUAUUCGUCAGGAGCUUUUACUUACUCAUUUUAGCUAAUGUUGUGACAGAGGGAAGGCUUCUAAUGGUUCAUCUGGGAAGAUAUACACAAGAAAUAUGCCACUUCCUCUUUUUAAGUUUGAAAGGACUAAGCAGAUGUGAGAUGAGGAGAAAUUUUACUCUCUUCAUUUCAGGCAGUAUUCUGAAUUUCUCCCGAUCUCUCCAGAGAUGCAAUUUAAUUGCUAAAUUUUUACUGUUGUGAUGCUUAUAGACUCCCCUUUCAUCUGAUUUAGAGAACAAUGACUAAUGUGAGAUCAGUGGAGAAACUUGGGAAAUUGUCUUUGAUAAUUAUGAAAAAUCUGUAAGCCUCGCACUGUUACACAAAGCAAUAAUUCUAUGCCACUUUGUAACUGAAAACAUUUAGGAUUGAUUUUUAAACAGUAUUU
This is a messenger RNA of Pelecanus crispus (Dalmatian pelican), 1435 nucleotides long. RefSeq names its product harbinger transposase derived 1 (gene HARBI1). The record is from RefSeq and is a predicted model, not a curated record. NCBI's taxonomy places the organism in Eukaryota, Metazoa, Chordata, Aves, Pelecaniformes, Pelecanidae.